Stylonychia lemnae is the source of this 2145-nucleotide messenger RNA. NCBI's taxonomy places the organism in Eukaryota, Ciliophora, Spirotrichea, Sporadotrichida, Oxytrichidae. The record is from the annotation of a GenBank genome assembly.
AUGGCUACUAUAUACCUCAUCAAGUCAUUGAUUAAGUAGUCAUACUACAUAGAAGCAAAAGAUGUUCUCUAGACUUUGCAAGAUUUGAUUGAUUAAAACGAUGAGAAUCUUUCUUAAAGCAUCAAGAACUCUUGUUAAGUAUUCAUUAGCUUAUCUCUUUGUAGAGCAGGAUAUUACUUCUAGGUAUUAGAAAAACUAUAGGUCUUGGUAGUAGAUAGGAAUACAAAUCCAAGAGAUUAUAUGAAGCUUUAAAUUGCCUUAGCAAAGACAUUUUUAUAUCUUGGGAAUCAUUUCCAUAGUAAAAAGAUAUUGAACCAGAUAAAACCUACAAUCAAAACUGACUGGGACAGCGAUGAUAAGUUAAAAAUUAAGUUUUAUGCUUGCAAAGCCAAAUAUUUUUUAAGUCUCAUGCUCCCUCAACAAUUUGCAAAAUACGUUCUAAAGAUUAUUAAAUACUUUUCUGAAAACGUAUCAAUCAAAUACAUCAAAUAUUUAGAUUUGUAUUAAUUGGCAAAAAAUGUGGAACCAAAAAAAAUAAAUUUACUUACUAAGAAAAUUGAUGAAGAACUUAACGUUAAAAUGGAUAGUAUGAGAAAUAAUGAAGAAAUAUAAGAAAUGGUGAAUAAAUAUCUACUUGCAAUUGAAAUGAAAAAAUUAAUUUAUGAACCUCAGGAUCAUUAAUAGAAUUCUCUAGCAGCAAUCGCUAUUUUAAUGAAUAGUUAGAUUUCUAAGCAAAAUGAAGAUAAAAGGUUAAGCUAUUAAAGAUUUUAACUACAAACUUUAAUGAUCUUUUCAGAAUAACUAGAUGAGAAUUAAUUUUAAGAUGCUGAAAAAAAGUAUAAUCAAUUAUUAGAAGAGUUUCAUCCAUUUCUUGACAAUGCUAAGUUUCUCAGAGAAGUAUGUAGAUAGUUAAAAUUAGCUCUUUCAUUCACAUAAUAUGAAGGUUUCGUACAAACGAUUCAAUCAAUAUUUAUCAAUGAAGUUCUUAGAAGAUAGAAAGAAAAUUAUCCACUGAGCAUUCAUACAUCUAAUACAAUAAUCAGUUUAAUUGAUGUAGUUAGAGACAGUAUUGCUUUUAAUAAUAAGAAAUUCUUCUAACAAGAGAUUGUUCAGCAGAUAUAAGAAUAUAAGUAGUUUUUAUAUCAAGAAGGUAUUAAAUAGUUCCCUGAAAAUUACUAUAAUCAAUCAAGAGCUGCUAAAGAAAUAUAUGAGUUAGAAGAUUAAUAUAAGAAAGGUGAAAUUAGUAUUGAUAAUUUUUCAUAGUCAUCAGAUAUCAUUUUGAAACAUCUUGCGAAUGAUCUUUAUCAUGGGAACAAUUAUUGCAUUGGUAUCUAUAUUUUGAAAUAAGCAAGUUAAAAUGCAAGAUAGGCAAAUUUAAACAAAGGCCUAGCAAUAGAUCCUACUUUUUAGGAUCAAUUAAUUAUAGAAAGAUUUCGAAUGAUAUGUAAUAAGUUUGAUUAUAUGAGAAUUGAUAUGACUGACAACUUCAAAUAGGUCGGUGACAUAUAUAAAAGCAAUUACAAUAAGGAAGAGUACAGUGAACUGGUAGAUUAAUUCAUAAAAUUAAAGUUGAAUAGAGAAUAAUAUUAAGAGUUAGCAUACAUAGGUCCUUACUUUAUUGAAGGAUUUUUUCAAAUGAAUGAAACCGAGUCAGCAAUAAGUUUGAUUGAGACUAUCUAUGGACAACUUAGAGAAAUAGGUACUUCCUCAGAUACGAAACAUUCAGAUUUAAUCUUUAGUGAGUACUGUUUAUUUCUCUUGCUUCAUUACAAAUAAAUUUAAAAGGCUAUAGAACUUUCAAGAAAAAUAUAGAAUGCUUAUGAAAAUGAAAAUCAACGCAAUCAUAGACUUACUAAAGUAACAUUUACAAAAUAACUUAAAAUUCUUAUUUACUAAUGCGAAUUAUUAUCAGAAGGAAGCCUAUCAAGCUUAAAAUUAAAAAAUAUGUUAGCUGAUUUGAAUUUAUUUGAGAAAGACCUUUAAGAUCCGGAUUAUUUUGAUAGAAUUAAUGAUUUAAGAAAAUUGAUAAGAAUAAGACAAGAAAAGCAUAGUUAAAUGAUGUUUGGAAUAACUGCGGGAUUUGGAAUAUUUUUGUCAGGAAUUGUUGUGGGAACAAUCAUAUACUUGAAUCAAAAGAAGAAUUGA